AUGAAAGAAGCUGAGAAGCCACGUGCAGAGGACAAAUUUUGCUGCAUUUCCAAGCUGAAGGUAUUUCUGCUGGCGUUAUCACUUGCAUUUGUGGGUAAAACAAUGGAUGCUGCUUACAUGAACAGCAUGUACACACAGAUAGAGAAACAAUUUAAUAUUCCAGCCUCUUUAGUGGGGAUCAUUAAUGGAAGCUUUGAAAUUGGCAACCUGCUGCUGAUAGCAUUUGUGAGUUACUUUGGAGCAAAACUGCACAGACCCAGAAUAAUUGCUUUGGGCUGCGUAAUUCAUUCAUUUGGAUGUCUUUUGAUAUCAAUUCCACAUUUCCUAUUUGGAAGGCAUCAUAUUGAAAGCAGUAUUUCAUCAUUGGAAAAUGUUUCAGUUAUGCCUCUAUGCCUUGUUAAUCAAAGCUUAUUCUCUUUACCUACCGAGGAACCAUCAACAGAAUGUGAAAAAGAGCCUGGGUCCUUGCUGUGGGUAUUUGUGAUGGUUGGAAACAUAGUACGAGGAAUGGGUGAAACUCCCAUCAUGCCUUUAGGCAUUUCAUAUUUGGAGGACUUUGCCAAAGCAGAGAAUUCACCUUUCUACCUGGGAUGUCUACAUACAGCAACUGUAAUUGGCCCCUUCCUUGGUUUCUUGUUGGCAUCAUUCUGUACAGAACUGUUUGUUGAUCUGGGAUCAGUAGAUGCAGAAGAUGUAAUUAUAACAACUACGGAUGCCCGCUGGGUCGGAGCGUGGUGGCUGGGCGUUUUGAUUUGUGCAUCAGUGAAUCUUCUCUCAGGAAUACCUUUUUGGUUUUUGCCUAAGUCACUUGUAAAGGAAGGAGAAACUGAUGAACCUGAGGAGAUGAAUGAAAAAAGCGUAAUACAAUUGGAAGAAAAUGAUAAAAAUGAAGCCAAACAGACCAUGUAUGAAAUUGCUAAAGAUUUUAUCCCGUUCCUCAAGGCUCUGUUUCACAACCCAGUUUAUAUGUUAUUUAUAUUCAUAACUGUGUUACAGUUCAGUGCCUUCGAUGGCAUGAUAUCCUUCAUGCCCAAAUAUUUGGAACAGCAGUUUGGAAAAUCUGCAUCGGAUGCCAUCUUUUUAAUUGGUGUUUACAACUUACCAGUUGUAUGCGUUGGGUAUUUUUUUGGAGGCUUAUUCAUGAAGAAAUUCAAGAUAAAUAUCUAUCAGGCUGCGAACAUAGCAUUUUGGGUAUCUUUACUGGAGUAUCUUCUCUACUUUGCUGCCUAUUGGACUGUCUGUGACACUUCACCAGUUGCUGGCCUAACAGUUUCCUAUGAAGGAAUAGAGCAAGUUUCAUAUGCAGAAAAUACUCUGCUUGCUGGCUGCAACAGAGAUUGUGAUUGCCCGCUUAAAAUAUGGGACCCUGUUUGUGGGAACAAUGGAAUCACAUAUGUUUCACCUUGUCUUGCUGGGUGUAAAUCCUCAAGAGGAACUGGAAAAAAUGUGGUAUUUGAAAACUGCACUUGUAUUGCAGCCUCAGGGUUUUCAUCUCAAAAUGUCUCUGCAACUCUGGGCCAGUGUGAUGGAGAAGAAAACUGUGGCAAGAUCCUUCAUUAUUUUUUAAUAUUGUCUUUGGUCUGCAGCUUCAUUUUUUCCUUAGCAGCCAUGCCUGGGUACAUGGUCUUAAUAAGGUCUCUAAAGCCUGAAGAAAAGUCAUUUGGAGUGGGUAUCCAUGAACUAGCUUCAAGAGUGUUUGCUGGAAUUCCAUCUCCCAUUUAUUUUGGAGCUUUGAUAGAUACCACUUGCUUGAAGUGGGGUACUAUGACUUGUGGUGGAGAAGGAGCAUGUAGGAUGUAUGACAUUGUCACAUACAGGUGGCUCUAUCUUGGCCUGCCAGCGGUGUUACGUGGAGUGUCCUAUAUCCCAAGUGCACUAAUUCUCCUUAUUUUAAAGAAGAAGCUUAAAUCUGAAAGUCAAGUCCCACUAAAUGCACCAGUAGAAAUGCAGGAUAAAGAACAAGAAGCAUUGAAAUAG
Chaetura pelagica (chimney swift) is the source of this 1977-nucleotide messenger RNA. Its product is annotated as solute carrier organic anion transporter family member 1A2-like. Gene Ontology annotation, biological process: bile acid and bile salt transport; sodium-independent organic anion transport; transmembrane transport. Gene Ontology annotation, molecular function: protein binding; bile acid transmembrane transporter activity. The record is from RefSeq and is a predicted model, not a curated record. Bases 1 to 1977 code for a protein of 658 amino acids. Gene Ontology annotation, cellular component: membrane. The transcript has 14 exons. Lineage: Eukaryota; Metazoa; Chordata; Aves; Apodiformes; Apodidae.